This is a messenger RNA of Paramecium sonneborni, 1281 nucleotides long. Lineage: Eukaryota; Ciliophora; Oligohymenophorea; Peniculida; Parameciidae. The record is from the annotation of a GenBank genome assembly.
AUUUUAUAAACUUUAGAAUGUUGUUGUCAAAAGCAAAACAAAUAGUAUGUAUUUCAAAAACAGGUGAGAGAUUUAAAUUUGGAAAUCCAGACCUGUGUAUUUUAGAAAAUGCAUCAGUGGCAAUAAACGAAUAGGGAAUGAUUGAAGAUAUUGGAGAUAUUGAUGAAAAAUAUAAAAAUUAUAAAACAAUAGAUUGUAGAAAUAGAUGUAUAUUACCAGGAUUAAUUGAUUCACAUACUCAUCCAUGUUAUGCAGGUGAUAGAUCUGGAGAAUUUAAAAUGAAAUUAGAAGGAGCAACAUAUAUGGAAAUUCAUAAUAAAGGUGGAGGAAUAAUGUAUACUUCUAGAUGUGUAAAUUAAUCAAGUUAAGAAGAAUUAGAAUAGAUUUUAGAAAGUGUUAUAAAGAGAGUGAUUAGAAAUGGAACUACAACUUUGGAAGCUAAAUCUGGAUUUGGAUUAUCAACAGAGGGAGAAAUUAAAUAAUUAUUGACAAUAGAAGCUGUGAGUAAAAGAAGUCCAAUUGAAAUAGUUUAAACAUAUUUAGGUGCUCAUGCACUACCACCAGGAAUGAAUGAGAAAUAAGCAGAAGAAGAUAUUCUUAAUAAUUAAAUUCCAUAAAUAAAGAAAUUAAUGGAUGAAGGUAAGAUCCAUCCUGAAUUUGUGGAUGUAUUUUGUGAAAAAGGAAUUUAUGAAUUAGAAUCAUCUAAAAAUAUACUAUAAGCUGGAAAUAAGAUUGGAUUGACUCCAUCUUUUCAUGGAGAAGAAUUGAAUCAUUUAGAAUCAGGUAAGAUGGGUGCUGAUGUUGGAGCAAUAGCUAUAUCUCAUUUAGAACAUGUACAAUUUUUAUAAUAAUAAUUCUUAGUUAUCUUAAGAAGGUAUUAAAGCAAUGGCUGAAAAAAAAGUAGUUGGUAUUAUUUUACCUACGACUUAAUUCAUUUUGAAAUUAUAACCACCUCCAGUUAGAGAAAUGAUUGAUAAUGGAGUACCAACUGCCUUAGCUACUGAUUAUUGUCCUAAUGCUCAUUGCAUGUCUUUACCAUUUGCUAUGAGUUUAGCAUGUUUGAAUCUAAAAAUGAGACCUAAUGAAGCAUUAUGUGCUGUUACUCUUAAUGCUGCUGCUGCACUUAAUAGACAUAAAACUAUAGGUUCUAUUGAAAUUGGAAAACAGGGAGAUUUUCUUAUUUUAGAUGCACCUUCUUGGGAACAUCUUAUUUAUUAAAUUGCUGAUUCCCCUAUUUGGAAGGUUAUUAAAAAAGGAAAUAUCAUUUAUGAAUAUUUAUGA